Messenger RNA from Epithele typhae, 1887 nucleotides. RefSeq names its product S-adenosyl-L-methionine-dependent methyltransferase. Lineage: Eukaryota; Fungi; Basidiomycota; Agaricomycetes; Polyporales; Epitheliaceae. Bases 1 to 1887 code for a protein of 628 amino acids. Gene Ontology annotation, biological process: polyamine biosynthetic process. The record is from RefSeq and is a predicted model, not a curated record. The transcript has 6 exons.
AUGCCCGCCCCUGCCCCGCCGCACAAGGCGAGCGUGCUCCACAUCGUACUCACUCGUCUCGCCGCAAUCAGCGUUCUCCUCGGCCUCUCCCUCGUCACUUGGACUUACCGUCGCGCUUUGGAGCCUCAGUAUGGCUCCGCGCCCACCAACUUGCACCUGAGCAAGGUCGUCUGGUCAUCCGCCAUUCUCGGCAGUUUUGCUCCCGCUGUCCCGCUGUCCCGGGCAACACUUGGUCUAGGGCUUCUGUUGUACGCAUUUCCGACUGCGACCUACUGGAGUGCGGCAUACACCGCGCGGCUCGGUGACGCCCUGUGGGGACCGGUUGCGACGCACCUCAUCGUGCUUUUGCCGGUGCUGUCUCUAGGAACGGCUUUGGUCAAGGCACUGCAGGAAGCACCAUACGUCAAGAAUGAUCCGAAUGCACCUCAAUCCGCCAUCACCCUGCCUGUUAGCGCAACCGCCGUCAACGCCCUCCAAGGUCUUUGGCCGGCCGUUCCAUACAUUGUCAACCUGCCCAAUGGUCAGGUCGCUCUACAAUUAGGCACGCUAGUUGUCACCUUGUGGGCAAUAGCACCAUUCCUACCGAGUAUCAGUCCCCCGCCCGCGAAGGCACAAGCCCCCGCCACGCCCACUCCGGAGCCUUCGAAGGGGAAGAAGAAGAAGGGUGCGACGGAGAAAUCUACCCCACUCCGCCAAUCAUCGCCUCCGAAGCCCCAGAACGACGGUCGUUUCGACCGAAUUCGGAUGGCUCUCAUCCCCGUACUUCCGUUCCUGACCUCGACUCUUCUGCAGCCUCCUACUCUCCCGCACCCGCUUCUGCAGCCUUACGAUCAUCCAUCCUACCCAUUGCGGAUCCACUCCGCCGUCGACUCUGCCUACUCCAGCAUCGUAGUCGUUGGUGAGACAAUAGCAGAAGGCAUGGACGCGCUCAAUGGUAUCAACAACAUGCGUUUUCUCAGGGCUGGUCACUCCCUCCUCGGCGGCGUCUGGGUUGGGCCCAAGGCCAUCACAUUCAAUGAAGACCCCUUGCCAGAGGACGAAUCGGGGCAGAAGCUGGGAGACACAAUAUACAGCGCGUUCGUCCUUCAAGAAGCCGCUCUGUUGGCAAAAGACAAGCCCCAGGAUGCCCUUAUCAUUGGUCUAGGCACUGGUGUCACAGCGAGCUCGUUCAUGCGGCACGGAAUCUCGACUACCAUCAUCGAGAUCGACCCCACCGUGUACGACGCGGCGCGGAAGUUCUUUGGGCUUCCAGCUUCAGAGCCUGGACAAGUAUUCAUCGAAGACGCCAGAGGCUGGGUGCAUAAUCGUAGCGAAACCAACGUCGCGAAUCCUUCCGACGUCACCGAGCAAACGCAAUACGACCUCGUUGUACACGACUGCUUCUCUGGCGGCGGAAUCCCGGCACACCUAUACACGGAAGAAUUCUGGAAAGAGCUAAAGGGCAUCGUUCGCCCAGAUGCAGUGAUUGCCGUUAAUUUUGCUGGCGUCUUGGAAAGUGACUCCGCGAAGGCCCUCAUUCUCACCCUCAAAACUUCCUUCCCACAAUGCCGGGCGUUUUAUGAUGCCAUCGAAACUCCUACUAAUAUUACCACUGAGUUCCAAAACUGGGUCUUCUUCUGCACGCCUUCAUCGGAACCCUUGACAUUCCGUGCGGCCCGCGAGUCCGAUAUCUUCGGGUCGCAUCUUCGCCGUCAUGUCUUCACGGGCCUGCCAAACCGCGAGAGCGACAUAUCGGUAGUCGGCGACGAUCUCCCUGAAGAUAAACGCAAUCGUUACAUCCUCAAGGACACCCAGAACCCGCUGGGAGAAUGGCAAGCGGAGGGCGCCAUGCAUCACUGGGAGAUCAUGCGUCAAGUAUUGCCAGAUGUCAUCUGGGAAACAUACUAG